Molecule: messenger RNA, 1551 nt
Organism: Electrophorus electricus (electric eel)
Lineage: Eukaryota; Metazoa; Chordata; Actinopteri; Gymnotiformes; Gymnotidae
Gene: tafazzin
Product: tafazzin, phospholipid-lysophospholipid transacylase
Biological process (GO): inner mitochondrial membrane organization; cardiolipin acyl-chain remodeling
Cellular component (GO): mitochondrial membrane
Molecular function (GO): 1-acylglycerophosphocholine O-acyltransferase activity
Source: RefSeq, a predicted model, not a curated record
UUUUUUCCUGUGUCGCUUGGGUUCCUUGUUCGACCUAUUAGCUAUCUGACGGAAUAUAGGAGUCUUUCUGACCUAGUCUGAAUGAAUGCACCAGUGCACUUGUAAUGCCCCUUGAGGUGACAUGGCCAUUCCCACAGUGCCCCCGUCUGGGAUGGAGGAUAUCCAGCUCACUGGUCAUGGGCAUGGUGGGAUCAUACAGCUACCUGUGGACCAAGUAUAUGAACUCUUUGUCAGUGCACAACCAUGACGUUUUGUUGGACAUGGUUGACGAGCGCUCUCAGGACACACCCCUCAUUACUGUGUCCAAUCACCAGUCCUGCAUGGAUGACCCACACAUCUGGGGGGUGUUAAAAUUUCGGCAGCUUUGGAACUGGAGAAAAAUGAGAUGGACCCCUGCUGCCUCUGACAUUUGCUUCACAAGAGAAUUCCACUCUCGGUUCUUCAGCAGAGGAAAGUGUGUGCCUGUGGUUCGGGGUGAUGGAGUUUAUCAGAGAGGAAUGGACUUCCUGUUGGAGAGGCUUAAUCAGGGUGAUUGGGUUCACGUAUUUCCAGAAGGAAAAGUGAACAUGAGUGAUGAGUUUAUCAGGCUAAAAUGGGGAGUUGGCCGUUUGAUUGCUGAAUGUUCCCUUCACCCAAUAAUUUUACCUCUGUGGCAUGUGGGUUUGAAUGAUGUCCUUCCCAAUGAAACACCUUACAUCCCCCGAGCAGGAAAGAGAGUAACUAUCUUGGUUGGAAAGCCCUUUACAGUCAAGCAUUUAGUUAACUCAUUGAGAGCAGAGAACAAGAGCCCGAUGGAAAUGAGGAAAGCAGUGACGGACUUCAUUCAGGCAGAGUUUCGCAGUCUGAAAUCCCAGGCAGAAGCUCUUCAUCAGAAGAUGCAGGCCAGUCACUGAUCUGUCCACCAAAGACUUGUUUCAGGGUGUAUGCUGAAUGUGGACAGGAGGACGCCCUUGUUUACACAGAACUGCCUUAACAGAAAGGUGCUGAGUGAUGGACUUGUGUAGUCUGGCACCGCACAGCUAGAAGGAAGCAGUAGACUUACUCCUGCUGUGGAUUUACUGGAUUUUGUGAAUGCACAAGUACUGUAUCGGUUUAGUCCAUCCUGGUAAGUGCUUCAUCAAUCCAGGACAUUUAGACUUGUAUUCCAGGCCUCAGGAACAAAGAUUAUGCAUAAAGAGCUCUGUUUUCUUGGUAUGUGAUGGGAACAAUCUUCUAGAUUUUGUGGUGGCCUGAUGAACAUUUUUGAGAAAGUGAGUAAACCUUUUUUAUUAUGUUGGUUUUAAAUGUUUUAAUACUAAUUUGCACAUUUUCAAAUAUUGUAAGAUGCAUUUCAAACUAUGACUAAAACUUAAAAUGAUUUCUUAAAUAGUUUUUUUUUUCCUUUUAAUUUCUAUACAUUUAAAAUGGCUGUAACAUUUAAAAUAAGGAUCAAUUAUGAAUCAUGAGUAAGUGAAUACCUUUAAGACAAAGAUCAAUGACUUGGACAUCUGAAAAUUUGCUGAUUUCAAUAAAAAUGCUGAAUAUUUCCCCCACAUGAAUCUCAACCACUUA